GCCCGUACGUUUCUUGAUCGACUAAAAAACUAUCUUUCCGCGCUACUAGGCAAAGAUCGAUUUGAGAAGCUGUGCAGUCGAUACCUCCAGCUCCUUAUAGUGAGCGAACAUCAUAAAGAAUUAUUCAUGCGCGAAAUGAAGAAGCACGAGGCACACGAGCUCACCUGGGAAAAAUGUGAAAUACUGUUCCUGAGUACUUCGCUCAAUGAGCAAGAACGCACCACUGAGAUGAAACAGAUGCUGGAGACAGGACGGAAAAGAACGGAGACCUUCCAGCAAUUCGCCAUAAGAUUUUCAAAAGAGGUAAGGGUUUAUGGCAUUAAGGAUGACAAUGAGAUGGUACUUGGUUUACUCACAUCCGCGAUAGACUCGGAGACACACAACGUAAUGGUGAGUCGUCUCUACACCCUCAAAGGAAGGAUGGUGAAGAAGUUCAUCUCCAUCAGGGACUUUGUUAAGAUUCUUAGCGAUCUAAGCGGUCCCACUUCUGCUCUCCGAGCACAAAAGGAGCAGAAGUCUCCACAGGACUCUACCACUGUAGGGCCUCUUAGAAGCAAGAAUAAUCGUAAUAACCGAUUUUCUGCUUAUAAAAAAUCCUCGAUCAAAGAAUCGACACGGUCUGCUCCUGACUCUUACCAGUGCAGUCGCUGUGGGGUGAACAACACCCAUAAAAGGAACAACGUAUUUGUAAUUGGGAUCAUUUAAUCUAUCCAAAUAAAUUAACGACAUGUGUGUCCUCAUCGUCCAUUACGUUUCGUUCCUCUUUUUU
Messenger RNA from Lobosporangium transversale, 769 nucleotides. RefSeq lists its product as hypothetical. Lineage: Eukaryota; Fungi; Mortierellomycota; Mortierellomycetes; Mortierellales; Mortierellaceae. The coding region runs from base 127 to 705 and encodes 192 amino acids. The transcript has a single exon. The record is from RefSeq and is a predicted model, not a curated record.